GAGCCGAUCUUUCUCGGUAGUUUCAUAUAAACUCUACCGUUGGAUAGUGAAUCAUUUUUUAGGGAAGACAUUAGAGGAAGAUACGCGAAUCACUAUUAAAUCAACCGUAAAACGUGAAAAAAAGACGUGUCUGUUUAAUUUUCUUUACUUUCCUCAACUUGAGUAUUUAACGCGUAUAAUUGAAGAUAAAAAAUAUAUCGGCUGCACCGAAAUGUAAAGAAGGAUAAUGCCGUAUCAAGAGUAUUUUAAGUAACGUCGCCAGCAUCCGAGGAAUCAUUCUUCAGCGGUUCAUUGUGUAAUUUGGAAUUAUAAAUCAGUCGUCAUGGUAUCGAACGUGCGAAACAUUUUCUUCGCGUUCAUAACAAUUACGAUGCUCACGGAAGGAGAAUCGCAGUUGGGGUUCAAUCUGACGUUCCUUCAACAAGUGUUCCUGGAUUAUAUCUUCCCUAAAGAUCCUGGUAUAGUGAGAGUAAGAAGUAUGGAUCAAGCUAGAGGGAUGGGAGGUGCGAUAGUAUUGGAUUUUAUCGGCAUGGUGGAGCAGUACGGUUAUCCCGCUGAGGAGCAUAACGUUACGACGGAAGAUGGUUACCAUUUGCAAAUACACAGGAUACCUGGGAGUCCACUAUGGGGAAAUAAAAAGAAAAAAGACGUUGUGUUUUUACAACAUGGUGUUUUUGCUUCGUCUGACAGCUGGGUGAUUUUCGGCCCUGGCAAAGACCUCGCAUUUUUAUUGGCUGAUCAAGGAUACGAUGUAUGGCUUGGGAAUAUUAGAGGAAACAGCUAUGGCAGGUCGCACGUAAACAUGACAGUUUACGACCGCAAAUUUUGGCAAUUUAGCUUUCACGAAGUGGCAUUGAUGGACCUGCCAGUUAUGUUCGACUAUAUCCUUAAUUACACUGGACAAGAAAAAAUACAUUACGUCGCUCACUCGAUGGGAUCGACAAUGUUGUUCGUUCUCCUAUCAAUGAAACCGGAAUAUAACGCAAAAAUACAACUAGGUGUUUGCCUUGCCCCAGUUGCCUUCUGGAAGGAAGUAAUGCCUAUAUUCAGGCAAAUUAUUGAUGCAGCCCCAGUAUUGAGGGAAUUUUUCGCUAGACAUAAGAUAUAUGAUUUUGCUACGCAAUCUGCAGCAAUGGUCACAAUAGGACAAAAUUUAUGUCAAGACGGGGCGGCUACUCAACCUAUUUGCAUUGCGGUAAUUUUUAUAAUCGUAGGUGCUGAUCCGCCGCAACUUAACACUACGGCACUACCAUAUCUGCUGUCCCAUUUUCCAGCUGGUUCUUCUAUUCAAACACUUUAUCACUAUUACCAAAAUAUACAUGCGAAAAACUUUCAAAGUUAUGACUAUGGUCCAGUUGGUAAUUACGAGCAUUAUAAGCAGAAAACACCUAUAACUUAUGAUCUCAGUAAAGUUACCGUGCCGAUAGCUUUAUUUUACUCAUCCAACGAUCUGGUCGUUAGGAAGACGAAUGUAUUGGAGUUACAAAAACAUUUGCCUAAUGUUGCCUUAUUAGAAGAAGUCCAGUAUGAACUCUUCAAUCAUGCGGAUUUCUUAUGGGGAAUCGAUGCAAAAACUCUUAUAUAUGAUCGUGUAAUAGAAGUAAUACAGAAAUAUUCGAUACUAAAUGCAAUCUAACUACAAAAUGACUAAUAUGAAAUAUAGCACACUCAUUGUUAUAUUAAAUGAUAUAUUAAACAGGAACUCUGUGAUAUAUAUUACCCUAUUAAAGUUCAAAAAUCUCG
Messenger RNA from Dinoponera quadriceps, 1743 nucleotides. Its product is annotated as lipase 3-like. Bases 323 to 1636 code for a protein of 437 amino acids. The transcript has 9 exons. NCBI's taxonomy places the organism in Eukaryota, Metazoa, Arthropoda, Insecta, Hymenoptera, Formicidae. The record is from RefSeq and is a predicted model, not a curated record. Gene Ontology annotation, biological process: lipid metabolic process. Gene Ontology annotation, molecular function: hydrolase activity, acting on ester bonds.